Molecule: messenger RNA, 2441 nt
Organism: Colias croceus (clouded yellow)
Lineage: Eukaryota; Metazoa; Arthropoda; Insecta; Lepidoptera; Pieridae
Product: peroxidase-like
Exons: 15
Coding region: 230-2281 (683 amino acids)
Biological process (GO): response to oxidative stress
Molecular function (GO): heme binding; peroxidase activity
Source: RefSeq, a predicted model, not a curated record
GCAUAGUUUAGUGCAGUUCGGAUACGCUAUGUCAGUACUCUGUAGUUCGAGGUAUAGUCGGUUGUAGGCGUUUAUGUAAAAACAAUUGAGUGAAACUGUGGACUUUGUUUUGUUUAAAUUAAUUUCAUCUGGUACCUACGUCCCUUAUAAAAUCCGCACAAAACAUUGCACAAAACAAGAAUUCUUAUAAGAACGGAUCCUUAGUUGUCUUCGGAAGUAAAAUUGUACUAUGGCGAAGACACUGAUUCUAUUUUUGUCGGUGUGCAUCAUGGUCCAGGGAGAUUACGACUUAUUUACGAGUCCAGCAACGACUUUCUUCCAGGAUUUAGCGGGAUUUCAACUAGAUAACAGAGUAACGGAUCAAAAUGGUGUACAGGCUGAAAGAUUACCCGUUAAUGGGUUUGGAGACGUAAAGAAUGUAAUACCAGACGAUGCCACCAGCCACCUAAGGUUUAGUAACCCCCCACCACCGCUCGGAUCUUCACAAGACCCAGCAACAACUACAUGUGGUCUGGCACCACCGUUCUGCACCAAAUCCCGCUACAGAUCUAUCGAUGGAACAUGUAAUAAUCUACAGAAACCAAGCUUGGGAGCACCGCAGACGCCGUAUAAUCGACUUUUGCCUUUUAACUAUGGAGAUGGAAUAAGUCAAUUUCCGCGAGCAGUUGGCGGUGGGGUGCUACCAAACCCACGAGAGAUUAGCUUAGCUGCGUUUCCAGACAAGCCUCUAGUAGAUCCAGUGUGGAAUCUGAAUGCACAGCAAUGGGGCCAAAUUAUCACCCACGAUAUGUCGCUUACAGCUGGUGUUGCUCAGAGUCAUCGCGAUCCGCUCGUCUGUUGCGAUGACAACGGGCAGCUUGCGGCAGAUGCAUUCACGAAUCCUCAAUGUGCGCCCAUACUGAUACCUCCCAAUGAUUUCAUCCAUGCUUCAGAGGGCACACAAUGUAUGAAUUUUGUACGAACUGGCACGACGAGAGACAGAAAUUGCACGCCGCGAAACGCACCUGCGCAACCUAUAUCCACAGUAACUGCGUACAUGGAUCUCUCCUUGGUGUAUGGCAAUAGUGAGGGUCAGGCUCGUCCUAUCCGUGCCUUCCAGGGCGGGCGGUUGAUCACUGUGCUACGGAAUGGCCGUGAAUGGCCCCCACAGGACCCCAACGUUACGCAGACUUGCGAGAGCGCGCAAAGCACUAACGAACCCUGUUAUUUAACAGGUGACGCGAGAGUAAACCAAAACCCUCAAUUGACACUACUCCAAAUAAUAUUACUGCGUGAACACAACCGUAUCGCCGACGCACUAGCGGCCAUGAACCCGUGGUGGAGCGACGAAACGAUAUUCCAAGAAGCCAGGAGAAUCCAUAUCGCAGAAAUACAACAUAUCAACUAUUAUGAAUAUCUGCCUAUUUUCCUUGGUUAUGAAAACAUGGUGAAAAACCACUUGAUUUACCCGGGAGCACAUGACUACGUGACCGACUACAACCCGCGCGUCGACCCGUCCGUACUCGACGAGCACGCGACAGCUGCAUUCAGACAUUUCCACACAUUAAUCAGAGGAUUUUUGCACCUAGUAACAGAAAACAGGCAGUUAGCCGGCUACGCUCGUAUCAGUGAUUGGUUCAACAGGCCUCUGUUAUUAGAAGUGGAUGAUAUCUUUGACAAGUUGACGAGAGGUCUGACAACACAGCCGCAGUCAUAUAGCGAUCAAUUUUGGGAUAGCGAAAUGACGCAGUACUUAUUCCGACGAAACAAGACAUACGGGGGUGACCUUCGAGCGACAGACAUCCAACGUGGUCGUGAUCAUGGGCUGGCCAGCUACAUUGACACUAGGGCGGCUUGUGGACUACCUGUUCCUAGGACCUUCAAGGAUAUGACCGACUUUAUAGCGAAACCUAACGUAGAUAUUUUAGAGGUCUUGUACAAAGAUGUGCGGGACGUGGAAGUGGUGGUCGCCGGGUCUUUAGAGGAGAAUGUACCGGGAACUCAAGUCGGUCCUACAUUCCUCUGCAUCCUCACGGAACAGUUCUUCAGGACGAGGGUCGGAGACAGAUACUUCUAUGAAAAUGGCGACCCGGAAACUGCUUUUACUUUAAGUCAACUGAACGCCAUACGUCAAGGAGCAUCCAUGGCCCGUAUUCUGUGUGACAACGCCGAUAACAUCCAUUACAUGCAGCCGAAAGCCUUCCAACUCGUCUCAAUCGGAAACAAGCCUGUUCCUUGUAACCGUUUGCCGGUCAUUGACCUGAGUUUAUGGCAAGAUGGCGGAGGAAGCUAUGGAAGAUAAUCAAGCGACGUUAAUUUAGUUUUCUAAUUUAAGGUUACUUGUAUAAAACUGUCGGCUAGAAAGUAAAAGUAGCAAAAUAAAGAACAAUUUUUAUGACUACUAUAUUUCCUACGUACAAAUGCUGGUUUAUUUUACAGUAAUAAAACAUUUUAUGUAAGUA